Messenger RNA from Aspergillus aculeatus ATCC 16872, 2350 nucleotides. RefSeq names its product putative MFS phosphate transporter. Gene Ontology annotation, molecular function: transmembrane transporter activity. Gene Ontology annotation, cellular component: membrane. Gene Ontology annotation, biological process: transmembrane transport. NCBI's taxonomy places the organism in Eukaryota, Fungi, Ascomycota, Eurotiomycetes, Eurotiales, Aspergillaceae. The transcript has 3 exons. The record is from RefSeq and is a predicted model, not a curated record. Bases 83 to 2080 code for a protein of 665 amino acids.
AUCUUUCUAAGAGCGCCUCUUCUUCUUGUCCGAGUCUUGUUGCGACAGCCAAGUCGAUUAUCAUUCCACAUCGUCCGACAAGAUGGCAACUCUCGGUGCUCAGGCCCCCCAUGGCCCCGACAUGACUGGCACUCAUAAUCCCCUCGAGGACAUGGAUCUCCACGAAAAGGGUGCCUUCGAUCAGCUCAUUCGUCCCGAUGACAGUUAUACCCCCGAUGGUACCUACUGGGCCGAUCUGCCCCUAGUCAAGAGAGUCAAGUUCGUUGGCUCCUACGACGCCCAGGAAUCCAAGCGUGAGCUUCGUGGAAUCUGGGCCAUGAUCAAGGAGGAUCCUCUUUCUCCUGUCUCGUAUUAUUUCCGGAAUAUGGUCCUGCCUGGUGCUGGUCUUGGUCUCGAAGGUUACGUGCUCUUCUCUAUCGGAAACAUCAAGCCUCUCUUCCAAAAUUCCUUCAAGUCCUGCUGGAAAGAAUACGAGACGUGCGACAAGCAAUGGAUUUACGCCAUCGACUACCUCGAGAUUCUCGGUAUCAUUGUCGGUCAGAUUUUGGUCGGUAUUCUAGGUGACUGGGUUGGUCGCCGCUGGGGUUUAAUUCAGGAUGCUACAAUCAUGCUUCUCGGUCUGAUCAUGCUUAUCGCAGCUUGGGGUGUGAACGAGAAUGGCUGGAUCAUCUGCUACGCCUGGUCUCUGUUCGUCUACGGUGUUGGUGUCGGUGGUGAAUAUCCCAUGACUGCCACCAGCGGUAUGGAGAAUGCCGUCGGCUCCGGAAAGGUUUCGACCAAGGAGGAUCGUCUCCACCGUGGUCGUAAGGUCACCAGCGCUUUCUUGAUGCAAGGUUGGGGUCAGUUCUUCAACCAGGCUAUCCUGAUCAUCUUGCUACUGAUCUUCCACCAUGGGAGCGGUAACCCUCCCUACUCCGCCGUUGCUGCUCAGUGGACCUACCGUAUCUCCUUCGCCAUUCCCGCCGUCGGAACCCUGUGGCUGGUCUACUACCGUGCCUACCACAUGAAGUCUGCCAGUAAGCAGCUGGACGCCGCUAAGAAGAAGGCCUCUGUCACUGGUUAUGAUGUCAACUCUCUCAAGCUCACCCUCAAGUACUUCGGGCCUCGUCUUCUGGCCACCACCGGCGGUUGGUUCUGCAAUGAUGUCUUCUUCUACGGCAACAAGCUUUUCAGCUCCGAGUUCAUCGAAGUUUUGAGCCCCGGUAACAAGUCCAUUAUGCCUACAUGGUUGUGGAGCUUGUGCAAUGUCGGUGUCUCGUUGGCUGGAUACUACUGCGCCUCCUUCUUCGUGGACAACAAACUCUACGGUCGCAAGUGGAUGCAAAUGAUCGGUUUCCUGAUGUGCUUUGUUAUGUUCGUCGUCCCCGCCUUCCACUACGAUUACUACAUCCAGCCGGAGAACAUCCACGCUUUCCAAGCUAUGUACUUCCUGAGCUCCUUCUUCAACCAAUUCGGCCCCAAUUCGAUCACUUUCCUGGUUGCCGCCGAAGUGUUCCCCACUCCCAUCCGCGCCUCGGCUCACGGUAUCUCCGCCGCUUGCGGUAAACUCGGUGCCCUGUUGGCCUCGGUGCUAUACAACUACAUCGGCACCCGCACCAAGUUCUACUUUGUGCCCUGGUGGGGUCUGGCCGGCAUGGUUCUCACCUGGCUCUUCCUUCCCGACACCACUGGUUUGGAUCUGAAGGAGCAGGAACGUCGUUGGCAGUACAUCCGUGAAGGGCGUGAGCAGGACUACCACGGUCCUGCUAUCCACUCCAAGCACUUGUCUGUCUGGGAGCGUCUGCGCGGCGUUGGAAAGAACUACAACGCCGAGCUUGACUACAAGCAGAAGGUCGAGGAGUUCCGCGCUGAAUGGGAGUCUGCCAUGGCUCGCAAGAUGGAUGAGACUACCAAGGGUGAAGAGUACCUGCAGGACACCGACGAGUCUCUUCUGGAAGGCCACGUCCACUCCUACUUCCACCGCACCAGCCCUAUGUUCCGCGGAAUGGACAAGCCGGCCACGAGGACGGAUAACUUCGCUCUCCCUCCGGCUGCGCAGGAUGACUCGGGAGAGUCCUUCAAUGAGAAGACCAACCAUUAGGUUAUGUUGAAUGAUUCCCUUUCUAGCACUUUGAAAAGACCAUCGGCGUGAUGCAUUGCAUGUGGCAUACCCCAAUCCGGGUUGAUGAUGCCAUUCACUCUUCCUUUCUUGCUGUUUCACUAUCCUUGUUUUUCGAGCGAGUGGUUUUGCUUGGUUCUUGUUGUGGCUGUACACCUCCUCCCAAUACCCAGGUACAUAAAUACCUACUUUUAGUAUAUAGAAGCUGAUUAAUACUGCAUCCUUCCCAAGGCUGGGAAAUACAUACUUUUC